AUGCGAUUCUCCGCCACCACGCUCCUCAUCACGGCGCUGGGAUGGAUCACCGCCGUGACCGCCCACAACAUCCAGCUCAAGGCUCACUCGCGAGAAUGUUUCCACGAAUCGCUGCACAAGGAUGAUCGCAUGACGGUGACCUUCCAGGUCGGGGAUCGGGAAUUCGGCGGAAGUGGCAACUUGGAGAUUGAUUUCUGGGUCGAGGACCCCUCCAGUAACCGCCAGUACUACCGACAAGCCAUUUCGUCCGAAGAUUACUCGUUCGACGCCCACUCCGACGGCAAAUACGUCUACUGCUUUAGCAACGAAGGCUGGACCUCCAACUCCAAGGAAGUGUCUUUCAACGUCCAUGGAAUCGUGUACGUCCCGGAGUCGGAAAUGGAGCAGGAUCCUCUGGAGACCGAAGUUCGUCGACUUUCGGAGGCUUUGGCCCAGGUUAAGGAUGAGCAGUCUUAUAUUGUGGUGCGAGAGCGCGUGCACCGGAACACGGCGGAGAGCACCAACGCCCGAGUCAAGUGGUGGAGUAUCUUCCAGCUUGCGGUGCUGAUUGGCGAGGGUGUUUUCCAGGUGUGGUGGUUGAAGAGAUUCUUCGAGGUCAAGCGUGUGGUCUAA
Messenger RNA from Aspergillus affinis, 612 nucleotides. RefSeq names its product emp24/gp25L/p24 family protein. Gene Ontology annotation, biological process: Golgi organization; endoplasmic reticulum to Golgi vesicle-mediated transport; protein retention in ER lumen. The coding region runs from base 1 to 612 and encodes 203 amino acids. Lineage: Eukaryota; Fungi; Ascomycota; Eurotiomycetes; Eurotiales; Aspergillaceae. The transcript has 4 exons. Gene Ontology annotation, cellular component: endoplasmic reticulum; Golgi apparatus; endoplasmic reticulum-Golgi intermediate compartment. The record is from RefSeq and is a predicted model, not a curated record.